AUGGAUAGACGUGGUGGUGGCCCAGCUUCUGGUGUUGGGGCAGCUUCUCCACGGAAACAUCAAUCCUUCCCUUCAUGCGUCACAGAUAUCUUGGAACAGGUAACGAAAGUUUGCGGUCAGCAAGGACAAAAAUGGCGUGGUCCUGCAGCGCUUCGAAACAAUGAAUUACAGUAUCAGUUGGAUAACGAUUUGUUUUGCAUUUCUCCGGAUCGACGAGUAUCUCGAUUAAAUCAAAUACAGCAGUUACGUCUAAUGCAGAUUCUUUGCGAUUACUUCAGAGAAAGAGAAUCCGAACCACGCGGCCAUCAAUAUUCCUAUUUUGAAGCUAUAUUUUGUGGCCGUGAAGGUGAACCACUUUUACACGAGACACGUAUUUCUUUGCUAAUCAAUUUGUGUUCACUAGCUGUACAGUACCCGUGUUAUUCAGUGUUAAACCAUAUUUCACAAUGGUUGCAUAAGAUUGGCAGUGGAAAGUCAUAUGCACAACAGUUUGUUUCCCAGCUUGUCGAUCAUUACAUUUUCAUUCCAGAUGAUUCUAAUUUGCACAAAUAUCUGUUACCUUUGGCUGAUGAAGUCCCCGAAUUCGUUUCCUAUUUUGUUGCUUACUCGGUAACGAGAGAUUCAUUGCGACAGUCACUUUUUUUAGUUCUGAAUCAUUGGUUAACUGGUCGGCGUAGUGACCUCAUUAUGGCAUUUAUCAGAGAAACUCCAAUUGUUACAAAGCAUUUCGCUUCUGUGACCUUUCCAUUUAUGGUUGUUCAUGAUUGCUCUGUUGGUGGUGUCCAUAAAAAUCCAUUACAUGGUUUUACAACAAUGCUUUACUCUGACUGGAAAACUUCUCCCUCAUUAGAAUUGAGACCGGCUCUCGAGAUUUUGUCGAAAGCUGCUGAUUAUUCAGUUUUUGACAAAAAUAUCCUGUCCUAUCACGUUCAUCUCGCGAAGCUAUCUCAUAUUCUCACACAAAAAGAUUUGUUGGAUAUUCUUGAAAAUCCCGACUCGAGUUUAUUCUUUAAAUCUCUGAAAGAUGAGCUUUUAAAAGUGUAG
Messenger RNA from Brugia malayi, 1044 nucleotides. RefSeq lists its product as uncharacterized. The coding region runs from base 1 to 1044 and encodes 347 amino acids. The transcript has 7 exons. The record is from RefSeq and is a predicted model, not a curated record. NCBI's taxonomy places the organism in Eukaryota, Metazoa, Nematoda, Chromadorea, Rhabditida, Onchocercidae.